This is a messenger RNA of Cooperia oncophora, 1227 nucleotides long. Lineage: Eukaryota; Metazoa; Nematoda; Chromadorea; Rhabditida; Trichostrongylidae. The record is from the annotation of a GenBank genome assembly.
AUGAUGGCAGAGGCAAUGGAAGAGGACCUAUUGCGCAGCCCCGUAAGGGAGGAAGAUAUUAUCGAUGAAAACCUAUCAAACAAGCUUUUGACACAAGUGACAACGAUAGGUAUCACUUGUGAUAGUGAGCUCUCCAAGUCGAUGCGCACAGACGAUCCCAGGAGGGAGAGUGUGGUCGCUUCGGUUAGGGAGCAAGUAGCGCUGGUAAAGGAGAUCGCGAAGGCGACGCUCGUAGAAAUUUGCGAGUUAUGCAGGCCGCAAGUGGCCACGCGCGUCUUCAAGCUUUUGCGAUCGGCGCAAAUACAUAGUGUAGGCCAGCUGCAAGAGCACCUGAAUAAGGUUGCAGUGAUGGGCGAAAUUGUGGAAGAGGUAUCGAACGUCUACGUCAUCAAGUCGAGUGUCUCGGGCAAGCGAAGUCCCACGGACAACAGUAGUGGCCAUGGUCAGUCACUUCAAGAUGAAUUCUUCAAGGACCUCGACAAUAUCGAGCCAGAAGUGCUCCGAGACUACGCAGAAAGGCGACUCAGAGAGAAAUCAAGGAAUGCCACAAUCGUCGGCCACAGAAGAAGAAGAGAGGGCGACCCGCCAAGGUGUUACAACUGUGGCAGAAUGGGUCACCUGGCAAAAGAGUGCCGGAGGCCGGCAACUCAGCAACGAAAUAACUUGACUAGGCAGGAAUCGCAUCAAUCGCCUAACGUCGCAUACGCUUCCCUAGUGAAUAAAUGGAUGUGCACAACGUGGAAGGACUCGGCAUCAAAUGGAAGCGAGCUAUUUGGUGAGAAGCCAUUAGUAGAUAUAACCAUUUGUGGUAUGAAUGCAACAGCGCUCCUAGAUACGGGUUCACAAACAACUAUUAUCCCCGUGAAAUUAUUGAAAAGAGCUGUGGAUAGCAGCGUUGACCUGGACGAGUACAUUGAGCGCAUACCUGGGCCUAAGAGCCACCGCAAGCGGCGACACACAGGCCCGUUAGGGCUUCUCUUUCGAUGUCCGGGCAAGUACGCUAAAGAUGGCUGUGGGUACGCGUGCACGAUACAGGAGAAGACCUUCAAAGACGUGGUGCCGACAGCAUCAGAAGCAAUCGGGAAUAUUCGUUUUGACUCGAUUUUUGCUCUUGCUAGACUAAUCUCAAUUUUUGAUCACGAAAGAAGUGAACAAAACAAAAGAUUUCUGAUGUUACAACCGAAGCAUUACCAUCAGUGGCGUCCAAAAAGCUUAUCUCUCCUAUAA